AUGAUGAUGACUGGCCGUGUGCUGCUGGUGUGUGCCCUCUGCGUGCUGUGGUGCGGUACUUCUGGCGGUAGAUGUGACGAGGAUGUUCGGGUUACUGAAGAGAAAAAAGAAUCAUCGGGGGAUUUGCAGCCCGUAACUCCUGUUGCUGCUGCAGGAAAACAGCACGCGGAGCCAAUUAAUCAAGAUUCCGAUCUCGUGAGGCAACCGUUGGUUAAAGAUUUAGAAGGCCCUUCACCAAAGCACCAAACAGAUGAUAAAGUCUUGGGCGUGGUUGAUAAUGAAGACGAUGUUACGGAUAAAGAAAAGGAAGAAAGAGAUAAAGCACAAGAAGGGGCACCUGAUGGUCAAACGCAAGAAGAAGAAGUACCGCCACCACCUUCACCUCUUUCUCCAGCACCACUACAAUCACCACCACCACCAGCAGCAUCGGAUGGAACUCAACCCGGUGGCGGUCCUGGUGCCGACAGUUCUGGAGGAGGUUCCAACGGAAGUGGAAGUUCCAUUGGAGGUGGAGGCUCGAAUUUAGAGACUCUUGCCGUUAAUUGUGGCAAUCAAUCUGCUUUUGGGAGUUUGGGUUACGGUGGUGAAACUGGCUCUUUCUCUGGUGGAGCGGGAAAAGGCGGAGUCGACAUUGGCAGUCCUCGAGGUGAUUUCUCGGAUUCUUCUCUUUCUGCGGAUGGUACUUUUUUAUCUCCCCGCC
This is a messenger RNA of Trypanosoma cruzi, 700 nucleotides long. Its product is annotated as mucin-associated surface protein (MASP), putative. The annotation marks the transcript as partial. The transcript has a single exon. Lineage: Eukaryota; Euglenozoa; Kinetoplastea; Trypanosomatida; Trypanosomatidae. The record is from RefSeq and is a predicted model, not a curated record.